Messenger RNA from Lindgomyces ingoldianus, 852 nucleotides. RefSeq lists its product as uncharacterized. The record is from RefSeq and is a predicted model, not a curated record. The transcript has 7 exons. NCBI's taxonomy places the organism in Eukaryota, Fungi, Ascomycota, Dothideomycetes, Pleosporales, Lindgomycetaceae. Bases 1 to 852 code for a protein of 283 amino acids.
AUGUCAGGCCUUCCCCAUGCCAUUCCAAUUUGUGACUAUCCCACGCUCGAUCGGGUACCUGAGGGCCUGAGCUUCUCCCCUAAAGUAGGAGACUUUUUUAUCCAUCCCAAUCAGAAUACUGCAACAAUACAGAUACCUGUCGGAAGCCAUUUCUUUUCUCUGAUGAGGUCCGUCGGCACUCUUGCUCAAUACGUAGUAUAUACUCAUAAAAUACUGCUCGCGAUCUUCAUAUCUAGUGAGAGAUAUUCAGAGAUUGCGUCCUCGAUAUCGCCUCUCUCAUCAUCGGUGAUAAGAGCCACAACUUCUGCUUCCAUAUUUCCUGUAGAAAUUGAAAAUAGGGGGGGCAAUCCAGUUUUGAGCAGCUGCUUUAAUGUAGCAGAGGUAGGAGGUGAAGAGCAGCUGGGUUGGAGACUUAGGCUCAUAUUUUCAGCCUCACAGGAAGGCACAGGGCUUCAGUACCGCACUGAUACUGAUUCAACUCCCGCGCAAAUUUUGCCCCAAUCUCUGCUCAUCGAUCAGCUUAGUUUCAAACUUGAAAAUAGCCUAGAAUGCGGAAUCUUCGCACCGGGAAAUGUGCCAUUAUAUUUCCUUGCUAGUGAAGGUGGGCCCGGACUCGUUCUAGCUUGGGUAUUGGGAGUAACUGGAGCAAUUCCGACAGAACAUAGCUCCUCACCAUUCACAGCCGCCUUGAAGGCACCCAUAGGUAUUGUCCAUCACCACGCCAGCUAUGUACUUGUUAUGGAGGAUCUUUAUUUAUUCCAAGUCAUCCCAGUCACUUCAAGAUGCAGAAAGGGUGGACUGAAACAAUGCCACAUAUUACUAUUGACCAACAAGUCCUACGUGCUCCUAUAA